UCAAUCCGAGCUGCCACUCAAACGUGGAAUAGAUGCUUAGUAAAUAUUUUAAAAUUUGCGUGAAAGUAUAAGUUUAGUUUGAGGUCCCAGAAUGCUGCAAUCGUGUGUUUUCGCCGUCUUCCUGGCGAUCCUGGCCCUGUUCUGGCGUGCUUCGGAGGCCAUUGAGGCCAUUCCCCACGACAGGAGCUGCCGCCCGUUUCAGGACAGACCCCUGAAGCUGCUCUGCAAGGGGACCUACACCAACGAUAUCUUCCUGAGGUACCAGGACAGACUGGCCGCCAUAAAUGGCCCAUACAAGAUAUUUUACCACAGGCAAGGAGGAGCCGUGCUACUGCUGGUUACCUUCAACCACUCCCCGCUGCAGUGGUGCAACAGCUCGAUUUCGAUCGACGCGGAUCUGGACUUCUUCUGCGGCGACAGCCGUAACCCUCUCCCGCUGUCCGGAUCGAUGAUCUACUGCCGCAUAUACCAGAUGAGCUACAUAGCCGAUCUGAUGUACGAGUGCACCACCCCGAAAAUCCGCAACUUUCCCCUUGAGAACGGUUUCACGGCGGUGCACUACGCGGCGAUAUCCCGCUGGAGCGGAUCGCGGGACGAGCUCGAGUACGGAGUGGACCUGCCCUCGGGCCAGGGGGGCCUUACCUUUCUUGCGCCUCUGCUGCUCUGGCCGAUACUUGCCACACUCUCGAAUUGAUUUGCCUGUCAGACACACACACUCGUAAUCGCAUAAAGUUCGAAAUUUAAGUUGGUUCAAAAUGCCUUUUUGCUCCGUGUUCUUACUUGUUCAUAUGGCCAAGAAACCGGACAAGACUGGUGGUGGACGACACCAAGGCCUGCUCACCGGCAGAACGAUGCCGAUGGACCACUCGGGGCAACGCUCCCUGCCGCCUCUCUCGAAUGGGAGAAAAUGCCAAGAGCUGUGCCGCCACCUCAUCAGACGGUUGCCCAAGUGAAGACUUGACCUAUUUCAUGUCAAUAAAUUUAUGUAUCUGUUACCGAUAUAUAUGUAUAUA
Messenger RNA from Drosophila pseudoobscura, 1013 nucleotides. RefSeq lists its product as uncharacterized. Bases 92 to 694 code for a protein of 200 amino acids. The transcript has a single exon. NCBI's taxonomy places the organism in Eukaryota, Metazoa, Arthropoda, Insecta, Diptera, Drosophilidae. The record is from RefSeq and is a predicted model, not a curated record.